Molecule: messenger RNA, 7479 nt
Organism: Helicoverpa zea (corn earworm)
Lineage: Eukaryota; Metazoa; Arthropoda; Insecta; Lepidoptera; Noctuidae
Exons: 15
Coding region: 342-4622 (1426 amino acids)
Biological process (GO): membrane protein ectodomain proteolysis; Notch signaling pathway
Cellular component (GO): plasma membrane
Molecular function (GO): metalloendopeptidase activity
Source: RefSeq, a predicted model, not a curated record
CGUACUCUGCUGUCAACACAAGCAACACAACAAGGUAGUCGAGUUUGAAACGAGCUAGUGGUCGCCGAGACGUUGUCGUAGAUUGUUUCGUAAUUCGCAGUCAAAGGAAUGUUAUGACGUGCAGUAACUGUCUUUGUUUGAAUAACACCAAUUUCAUACUUUACCCAAGAUUCAUAGAACAAUGUGAUAGAUAGAGUACGAUAUGCUAGUAAAGGGUCAAAUUGCGACAUGAUUUUUUCCAAAGUAUGAUCGUUUCAAUAGAAGUUAUUAGUAUAGUUAGGCCUUCGUAUUGGUUAAGUUGUGUGAAUAUUGUGCCAAUAAUGAGAUAGUGGAGUGUUGUGAUGUGGUUGUGGGACAUGUGGGGGGUGCUGUGGGCCGUGGAAGCGGUGGCGCAGCUGGCGGCCGUGCUGGCGACGCCACUGGACCCCGCGCCAACUAUCCCGCAAGGCUUGUCACUGUCACCAUUCGUGCGGCACUGGCAGCCGGCGGCGUACGCGCAUGUAGGGGGACACCGGCUGCGGCGCGCCGCGCUCCCGCCGCCCGAGCCCCCGCCACCGCCGUUGCGACUGUCCUUCCAUGCUCAUAAUAGGGAGUUCAAGUUGGUGCUGCGACCGGAUCCAAGUUCAGUAUUCGCGGACGGCGUCCAGUUCCAUUCUACGGGCGGUCAAGUGGAGUUCAACCCUGCCAAAGUUUACUCGGGGAAGCUGGAAGAUGAUGAGUCAUCCCACGUCUACGGAGUUAUCACAGCUGAUGGACUUUUUGAUGGAACGAUUUGGACUCCUACAGAAGAGUACUAUGUGGAGCCUAUAUCUAGAUAUAACAUAGACCAUCCAAACAUGCAUAGUGUUGUAUAUCGAAGGUCAGACGUCCAGCAUCCGCAUGACACAAGUGAAGGAGCACCGUGCGCAUCACACCUGCUUCAUAUGAAAAGAACUUUAGGACAAGAAGUUGAAUUAUUUACUGAUCAACGAAACCUUAAAGACUCAUCCAUGAACAAUUUUACUGAAGAUCUCCGCAGUGAAAUACAUAGACGCAAAAAAAGAUGGCUCCCCGAGGACGAAAUGCAAGACGAUGAGCCAAAGAAAAAUCCAGAAUUACCUUUAGACUUAGACUUUCCGUACACCAGCAAUAAUGAGCCGGUCGAUAAGUUAAGCACGAGAAAACCUAAAACCAAAAUCGAUAAAAGUAACCUCAUUACUAAAGUGCGACUCGAUUCUGAAGACUCGAGACCAAAGCCAAAGACGCACGUCGAAGUGAUAAAAACGAAAGCAGGAGUAGUAACUGUUAGUAAGGAUAUAGUUAAGAAAGAGCCAGUGGGGUACACUGUGUUGUCCGCGAACGCGAGUGACGAUGGACGCCAUGUGAACAAAAGAGCGACUGUAGAUCCCAGGAAAACCACGUGUCUCGUGUACCUGCAGGCGGAUCACAUGUUCUAUCAAAGAUACGGCUCAGAGGAAGCCUGCAUUGAAGUCAUGACACGCCACGUCCAGAAAGUUAACGCGAUAUACAAAGUGACCGACUUCAACCAAGACGGCAAGCCAGACAACAUCACGUUUAUGAUCAAAAGAAUUAAAGUACACACGUUAGAUGCAUUGAAAGACCCUGCUUAUAGGUUUCCAAAUAACUACGGGGUAGAAAAAUAUUUAGAGCUCUUUUCAGAGGAAGAUUACGAUGCCUUUUGUUUGGCGUACAUGUUUACGUAUCGUGAUUUUGAAAUGGGUACGUUGGGUCUCGCUUGGACGGGUGAUCUGAAGAACGCUGGUGGUGUUUGCGAGAAAAAUGGGCAUUACCGCGGCAGCAUGAAGUCCCUAAACACGGGUAUAGUGACGCUCUUGAAUUACGGGAAGCACGUGCCGCCGGCUGUCUCGCACGUGACACUCGCGCACGAGAUCGGACACAACUUCGGAUCACCGCACGACCCAGAAGUAUGCACGCCAUUCGGCGAGGACGGCAACUACAUAAUGUUCGCGCGAGCCACCAGCGGCGAUAGGAAGAACAACAACAAAUUCUCGCCGUGCUCGCUCAGAGCUAUCGACCCGGUGCUCAACAAUAAGGCGAGAUCACCUAAGGGAUGCUUUACUGAACCUCAACCGGCGAUCUGCGGGAACGGCGUGGUGGAGGAAGGCGAGGAAUGCGACUGUGGCUGGGCUUCGGAAUGUACCGACGUGUGCUGCCGUCCUCAGGCCGCGAGGCCGCAUUAUAAGCCAUGCACGCUUACCGAACACAGCGUGUGCAGUCCUAGCCAGGGUCCAUGCUGCACGGCAUCUUGCACUCUGAAGUUUGGCGACAAAUGUCGGUCGGACAACGGGUGUCGGGACGCUGCGUUCUGCGACGGCAAGCGCGCCAACUGUCCCGCGAGCCGACACAAGCCCAAUAGGACUCGCUGCGAUAAGGAGCUCGUCUGUUAUAUGGGCGAGUGCACAGGGUCUAUCUGCCUCGCCUACGGCCUGGAGUCAUGCCAGUGUGCAGCACGUAAGGACGAUCCGCGGUCGGCAUGCGAGCUGUGCUGCCGCAAGCCGGGAGGCGCCUGCAUGUCCUCCUUCGACUGGAACACGGCGCCCUACGACGUGCCCGACAUGUAUGCCAAGCCGGGCACGCCGUGCAAUGAUUAUAAUGGUUAUUGCGACGUGUUCCAACGCUGCCGCGAGGUGGACCCGUCAGGGCCGCUGGCGACGCUGCGCAAGCUGCUGCUGUCGGACGAGAGCAUCGCGGGCUUCAAGCGCUGGGUGCUCAAGCACUGGUACGCCGUGCUGCUUAUACUGCUCGCGGUUAUUGCUCUACUGGUGGCAAGCACACGUUUCUUGGGUCGGCACGGUAAGAAGCUCAAGUCUGUGACCAUCAUCCACUCGUCCACCACUGAAACCGUCCGCCUGCCUGACGCUGCCGACCAGGGCCUGAUCGUUCAUACAGCUGUCAGGUCAAAACUACCUCUUAAGAAGAAAGUGGCUCUUCGAACUCGAGCUUAUCGCAAUAAGAAAGAUCAUAAGAAGUUAGGAGACAAAGCGUCUCCGCUUCAUAGUGCCAAUAAGAAGAGGAAGCCGAAUAGUCAAGCAAAAUUAGAAGAAGUUCCUAAAAUAGCUAAAGAAAGCACAGUUAUCGUCACAAACGCCGAAGGCAAAUCACCAAAACAUGUGAUACUUUCUAAACAUAAAGGUAAAGUUAAAAAACGAAAGACGAAAAUGAAGAAAGAAAUAAUAGACUACAGUUCUAUGCAGAAACACCCCGCCUCCCCGAUCAAAGAUACCGAAGCUUUGAGUAAGGUGCAAAGGUGGCUUCUCAGUUCGCCGCAACCUGCUGCCAUCCCCAAAUCUAAAUCCAUUCCACUCGGGCUCACCGAGAGGACCCACAGACAAGUACAGAAAGGUUCGAGAAAAACAAGACCGUCCAAGAGCGCCACCAACUUGCUGUCCGGCGAGAAGGCCCGGCUGCAAGUCGUGUUCAAACCUCCCUUCAGAUUUAGUGUUAAAAUAUGCAAGAGUGAUAAAACGAAAGUCGUCCUGGACAAAUCUUCUAAGCCCGACAUGGAUAGGAAACGACACGAAGUUGCACCACUGCCAGCUCCCACGGACGUGUCGAAAGCCAAUCCAACCACUAAAACUCCUAAGCUCUCUAACUCUACGAGGGUUGUAGAAAAUACUGCAACUCCCAGUGCUCCUAAAAUAGAAAAAAUACAAAACCAAGAAAAUAAAACUCAUGGUUAUGCCAAUUUACUACCUCGAAGUGCCAGUGACUGUAAAUUAACGAAAAAAAUUCCCGAAGCUAAAGUUCGUAACGGACACAAAAAGAGUAACUCGGUAGGUCAAAAGAAUGAGACUACCGAGAGCCGACAAAAUCUAAUCUCACAGGAAGAUGGUGAAAACGCUCAUGUUUAUGAAAAUGUAGUGAUGUCGCAAGAUGCUUUCGUUCCAAAAAGUUGCAGUAUGCCUCGACGACAGACCAGUGUCGGCGGCGGCAUCGCUCGGCAGAGCAGUUACGGCCAUUUACCUAGAGCUCAAAUCCGCCCACAUAGACAUAGUACAAACAAUAUAAGCAGGUCCAGAAAUAGCAGCUCCUCCGAACUGGAACACUUUUACAAUGUUAUCGAAUCGCUGCGAAAGAAUAAUGCCAUCGAUGUAAAUACUUGUAAUACGAAUACGAGCAGUUCGUCUGGCAGCAGUCGCCACGACAGCGCGCUUCUCAAGCACAGCUCCAGCUCCAGGCAGGGCGGCAGCAAAACUUCACGUCAAAACAGUCUAGUCGACAAGCCGGCUCGGUGCAGCCCCACUGAGACCUCCAAACUGAAGAGGCAACUCAGCGAAGUGGAAUUGGCCAAAUCACAUGGCGACAGCGGGCUGAGGGGCUUCCAGUUGGUGGUGGGGAAGGAUAAGUUAAAAAGACAGUUAAGUGAUAACGAGCUGUGCAAGUCCCGAGUGCAGCUGGCGAUGCCGAUGUCGGCGGGCGCGGAGCCGCGGCAGGCGUUCUGCUGGCGGGCGGAGGGCGAGGCGCGGCGGCUCGAGCGGCACAAGCGCCCCGCCUACACCUUCGGCGACCUCAAGCACGGCCUGCCCAGCGCCACCGACCCGCCGCCCGACGACGACGUCCACAUCUCCCCCGAGGAGUUCUUAAAUAUUAUUGAUAAUUAAGUAUUAUUGGGGACGAGUAAGCGUACUAUGGCCGCGAGCGGUCAUUUAAAUAUGAACAAAUAAUUAACGUGUAUAUUAGAUACCUAUUUGCAAGAUGUACUAUUGUCGGCUGGUGUAAAUAUUGUAAUUUGCUUUUAAUAUUAGUACUAAUGUAACCUGCCACUGAAACAGACCAUUGCUCAGUUUGUCUCUCCCAUCGUACCACUGGGAAUUUAAUAAGAAGUACAUACGUUAUAAUAAUAUCGAUCAAAGAAGUACAUUUUAUUUUUUAGAGCUUUUUUGAGACUUUAUUUUUUCGCCGUGAAUUAGUAUUAUUAAGUUUUUAUUUUUCAUUUUUUUGAUAAAGUAUUUUGUUUGUAUUAUUAACUUUUACAAUCAUAGGGUUGUGUAACAUUAUACCCACUUAUAACUAUGUAUAGUGAAAAAUUAUGGCGUAGUAGUACAUACAAAGCUGGCAAUGAUCUAGUUUCACUGAACGAUCUCUAUAAAAUGAAUCUCUAUUUUUUCUACAUGCUAUGUAUUGUACAAAUUUACUCAAACCUAUGUAAAGUGUUCAUGUAAGAUUAUUUAAUUACUUUAAAAUACUUUACGUCAUUCGAGUUCAUUUUAUAUCUUUUUUUUUUAUUUUUCUAACAUGUUUUUUUUUUAUUUAAAUAGCUGUCAAUUAGCAUGUCAAUCUGUUAACAUUAUAGUCGUUUAAGAAUAUUGCCUGUAAACCAUAAUAUUCGGAAAAAAAACAAAGUAAUUAUAAUUUAAUAAGCAAGACUGACAUAGGAUCCUAUUAUGUGAGUAUGUAAUAACCAUGUUACAUGUACAUGUUUAAAAUAACCAGUAUAAUCAAGGUUUAAAAUAAAAUGAAAUAAAAAAAAAUAAUUGAACUUGCCAACUUACCCAGUAUGAUCGAUAUUGCAUUGUUACUUACAUUUUAUUUUGCGUGGGUACCAGUGUGCAUAUAUAAGCAUCCAUUAUCUGAAACAUGAUAGAAUCCUAUGAAAUUCUGUUGUAUAAACAAUAAUUAAAAACGAACGUAAAACGGUUUUAUUGAUAAAAAUAUUUUUCUAUACGUAUUGGAUAAUCAAACUGAAUAACAGACUCGUACGUAAGCGAACUCAUGGCUGUAACUAUGUUCUUUACACUUUAGUUCUGCAAUAUCUGGGAUGGAAUGUGUUUUUUUAAUUCACGUAUUAGUAUGACAAUAUCGUAGUGCAUAAUGUAAGUAAAUUAUAUCUCUUCGAAAUAUUGUAAUUGUUAAUAAUGCUGUCUAGUGGUUAAGUACAAUUUUUUUUGUUAAGUUCCCGCCUAAAUUAGGACUUGUGAUAAAUUAAUUUUUGUCUAUGAUUUAUGUCAAUCUAUGGUUUUUAUUCAAUGAGUGUUGCAUAAUAAAAAAAAUAUUAUGUCUCAAUGAUACUGCAAUUUGCCAUAAAACAAUUAAACAUUAUGUUGAAUAAAACAACUGCUACCAAACAUCGUAACAUUACUUUUGGAAAAUAAGAGAGAUAAUAAAGACUUAUUUUUCAAUUCCCAUAUAUUUUGUAACUGCUAUUUUAUUGCAAGUUAAAAGUUUGAAAAAAGGAAGAUGCCUCGGUCAGUAUUUUUUUUAUAAUAUGUCAUGAUUAGGUGCAACUGCGGUCCGGUUAACCCAGUUAUCGAUUACGCGAUGCAUAAAAAGAAUCAAGUCUUCCCUCUUUGUUUUUUAUCGUAAAAAAAUAAAAACAUACCGGCCGAAUUGAGAACCUCCUCCUUUUUGGGAAGUCGGUUAAAAAUCCACAUACAACGACUUGUCAGCUCACCCUGACCCAGCGAAAUUUCAUAUAGCACUCAAAAAAGUUUAUAUUAUAUACAAUAUUGAUGACCAUAUAUUAUUGUCAUGACGGUGGUUUAAUUUCUAUCUCAGAUAUUAUUCAGAAUGUGUUCCAGUAUUUUUGUGAGUCGUGCGAAAGCUUUGCGGCUGUGGCACAGCGUUUAUGAGCUUCGACGUAGGGAGGUAAGGGUAAAACGUAAAAGCUAUUGUAUUGUAUAGGAACUGAUUUCUAAGAAGAUCCUAAAGUAUUGAAAAUGUUACAAAUUUGUAUUUUAUAAAAAUACUGAUGUGGACAAUGUGAUGAUAUCUAUAAGCAAGGCCACAUCCGCUGGAUUAAUGACUAGUGCUUAUACUUAGAUAUUUGCAUUUAUCCAUGAAUAUAUUCUAGAAAUCUAUUUGUCUUGAGUGAGUUUGUUUUUCUUGUAAAAAUCUAUUAACUCUUCCUUAAUAAAAUGUUCGAUUUAAGUACAUGUUAAUUGUGAAUUUGAUAUUAUAUAAUUAAAUGUGACUAGAUUCUAUACAUCUAUUUAAUGGUUUUAUAGACUGGAAAAACUUUCCCUCAAUGGAUUAUACCUAUGACACUAACAUUAUUAUUAUCAAAGUAUCUUUAAUUUACUUACAAUACAGAUCUUUGUGAUGUUAGGUAUCUGACUAUAAUCUCACUGUAUUUGUUCCAAGUGCCUUAUGAACAAAUCAUUAUUACAUUCCUACUUACAUUCCAAAUUUUAUGCCUAUUCUUAGUUUAAACUUUCUCGUUACACUGGAUUUAUUAUUACCUAUAUAAAAAUAUUUCUUCAAACUGUAAAGAUAUGAUCUGAUCGUAAAAUCGUUUAUGUUAUCAAUUUUAAGUACUUAAUUAGCCUGUGAUAGAAUACCUACGUCUAAACAUGUAUUAUAUUUCAUUUGUUCUUCAAAAUGUGUUAAUUUAUUGUAUAUCUACCGUUAACAUUACUAGAUGUAUCCACUAUGAAUACAAAUUUGUAAUAAAUUUCAUUUUCUAACAUUUUACUAUUUUUUUUCUGCAUUUGUAAUGGAUUAAAAAGACUCCAACAAUAA